AAAGUCUCUCUGUUGUGAGCUAAACGGCGGUCUCCUGGCUGUGUGUAAGCUAACAAACCGAAAAGAGCAGAACUUUAAGGCGGCUUGAACUUCAUCAUCAUCACGGUCAGGCUGAUAUGAGCCUCGAUCAGAGGUGAUUGGUCAAUUUGGGGACUGGUUUGUUUGUUGCUACUGGAUCACGUGAUGGCUGAGGGGUAUCCUGCCAGCCCCGGGUCUUCAGAACCGGACAGUCCCGACGGUCUGAACCGAGGAUGUUUGCUGGAUCCCGAAGAGGCCCUCCUCCAUGAUCUGUCCAUCAUCGUCCCAGAAACCCCCAGCCCAAAGCUCGGCAAACGGAGGCGACCGCGGCGUACGACCGAGGACCACUACAGCCCGGUGAUUGAUGACUUUCCCAGACCAGAGAAGUCCAAAAAGGGAGAUCAGCGUUUUCUCCGUAAAUCCAAACGGCGGCGGGUGGUGGACCCGAACGUCAGCUUCGUUCCGGCGUCGACUCUCCAGACUUUCCCUCUGGGCAGCUGGCUGCAGGCCCCAUCAUCAUCAUCCUCCUCCUCCUCCUCAUCAUCCUCUUCUACCUCGUCUUCAUCGUCUACCUCCUGCCUCACGCCGGACUCGGCUCUCAGGUCAAAGCUGAAUCACACGGCAGCUUCAGCGUCUCCCUCUGCAGCGGCGUCAUCGAGCUCCGGCUCGCUGUCCUUCCUCACCGACGAGGAGAGGAGAUGGUUGAACGAAGGACAGGGAGACGCCUCACCAGGCGUCCAGGAACAGAUUGUCAUCAGCGACGAUGAGGAGGCCAUGGUUCGCUCGUUACAGAUGGUGGAAGACGAGGCGCUGGCGCGGAGCCUGCAGGCUCAGUUUGACCAGGAGGAGUCGCUCCACAGACAUCAUCAUCAUCACAGCCAUCCUCAUCAUCAUCAGCAGGGCGAACACGGGUAUUUCUCCUACAUGCAGCCCAGAUGGAUGUCUGAGGUCUUGGCUGCCGUCUCUCCUGUAGUUGGACUAGAAGACGACCUGAUUGGUCAGCCCAGGCAGCGUGGGCGGGGCAGGAGAAGAAACGUGGUACCACCCUUUACAGAGGAGCCUCAGGGGAACGACUAUGAGGCUCUUCUGGCGUUCGAAGAACGACAAGGUGCCGUGGUGUCAAAGAAACUGACCCGCAGGGAAAUCCAGAGGUUCCCGACCAAAACUUUCCGCUCUGCCACCAACUCAGGAGAGACCCAGUGUCAGAUAUGUUUCUGUGACUACGGCGACGGGGAGAAGCUGAGGAUUCUGCCCUGCUUCCAUUACUACCACGUCCACUGCAUCGACAGGUGGUUGAAGGACAACACCACCUGUCCCAUCUGCAGGGCCAACCUGGCUGACGGAGACUGCCUGGUGCCGCCUACAUCCUAACAGGGAACUCUUGGAUGUCUUAGAAAGAAUUACUGAUUAAGUUGUUUUGGACGUUUUUAUUUCUUCCAUGUUUGAUGCUGAAGCUCCUCCAGUUUGUUCUGUUUUUUGUUUUUUACAACAAAUAAAAUGUUUCAUUUUCUUGGG
Molecule: messenger RNA, 1533 nt
Organism: Cyprinodon variegatus (sheepshead minnow)
Lineage: Eukaryota; Metazoa; Chordata; Actinopteri; Cyprinodontiformes; Cyprinodontidae
Exons: 11
Coding region: 184-1389 (401 amino acids)
Molecular function (GO): zinc ion binding
Source: RefSeq, a predicted model, not a curated record